AUGAUUGUUGAAAAAGACUACAACCAGUUUCAGUUAUCACGCUCUCAGAUUGCAGCACGGCAGGCAGUUUCGAAGGACUUGCCUACAUUUUCCGGCAAUCCGGAAGAAUGGCCGAUCUUCUUAUCCAUGUUUAAUAGCACGACAGCUAUGUGUGGAUUCACGGAAGAAGAGAAUCUAGUUCGGCUGCAAAGAAGUUUGAAGGGGAAAGCCUACGAGGCUGUUAAAUGCAGACUAAUGCAUCCCGGAAACGUUCAAGGAGUUAUGGACACACUGAGAAUGUUGUACGGUCAACCAGAAGUCAUCGUUCACUCGCUGAUUGGGAAAAUAAGUUCGCUACCGGCGAUUCGAGAAGAUCAACUGGAAACGCUAGUAGAUUUCGCAGUGAGCGUGCAGAACUUUUGUGCGACAGUCGAAUCAUGUGGUUUGGAGGAAUAUAUGUACAAUGUUGCUUUGUUACAUCAGUUAGUCAGUAAACUACCACCAUCGCUCAAGCUUAACUGGGCUCAACAUCGGAAGACGUUUCUCACGGUCAACCUGGUGACCUUCAGUGAAUGGGUGUUUACCCUUGCAGAAGCAGCAAGCUCCGUAACGUUUCCCACUGUAUCGUUGGAAACAAAACCCAGCCGCAACGAUACUCGGCGGAACAAGAAAGGAGACAGUUAUCUCAAUACGCACACUGAGACUCCACAUGACAUGAAUUCUCAUACGUCCCCGAAAACGGCAGUACUUUCCACAUCAGCACCAAAUAAGGAGACUUGUCGAGUGUGCAAAGGGAACUGCAAAUCUCCGGACAAGUGCAAGCGCUUUCUAGAGUUCUCCAGAGAUUCCAGAUGGGCGAUAGUCAGGGAGUUUGGACUUUGCCGCACGUGCCUUCGCCAACACAAAGGAAACUGCAAAGCCAAACCAUGCGGCAAAGAUGGGUGCACAUACCGACAUCACGAACUGCUACACAACGACCAAAAGACCCAAACAUCGACCGGGAACCAAGAAUUACUCCAAGCUAGUACCUCUAGACAUAGCUGCAACACACAUCAGACUACAUCAAGCUCUGUGUUAUUCCGUUAUCUCCCGGUAGUGUUGUCAGGUCCUGGGAAGGAGGUACAUACUUAUGCCUUUUUGGACGAAGGCUCCGCACUGACGCUCCUGGAUCAAGAGCUCGCUGACGAACUGAAGCUAGAUGGAACCACUAGUCCACUUUGUCUGCGCUGGACUGGAGGAACACAACGUCAUGAGAAGAAUUCCAGUAUAGUCAAGCUUCACGUUGCUGCACGACAUCACGAAGCCAGAAAGUUUUCCUUAGAGGAUGUGCGAACGGUGAGCCAGUUGAUGCUACCACGUCAAACCUUGAACCUUGAUGAACUUAGGCGUCUGUAUCCUCACCUGAAAGGACUGCCGAUCGAGUCAUACCAAGACGCUCGUCCACGCAUCCUAAUUGGAAUGAAGCAUGCACAGCUGGGACUUUCUCUAAAGAGCCGCGAAGGAAAACUGGGUCAACCGAUCGCGAUGAAGACACGACUAGGGUGGACAGUCUGUGGGGGAUUGUGUAAUGAGGAGACUCCUAAUAUGUUUCAUUAUACGUUUCAUGUACAUUCGGACAAUGAUGGAUCUGACGAAGAUCUACAUCGAGCUGUGAAGGAGUAUUUUUCCAUCGACAGCAUUGGAGUUUGUAAGCCAGCUAAGUUACUCCUAUCGUUUGAAGAUGAGCGAGCUAGGUCUCUCUUAGAGUCCCGUACGCGUUUUAACGGCGAACGGUAUGAAACAGGCUUACUUUUUCGAUACGAUGAUUUCCGUCUACCCGAUAGCCGAGAAAUGGCGCUACGUCGGCAUCGAUCUCUGGAGAAACGCAUGGCGAAAGAUCAACGGCUGGCGGAAGUUCUACAGAAGAAAAUUGCAGACUAUACUACAAAAGGUUAUAUCCACAAGUUAUCCAACGAUGAAGUCAAACAACAUUGCAGCGAAACCUGGUUCCUGCCAGUAUUCCCAGUCACCAAUCCAAACAAACCCGAAAAAGUGAGAAUAGUGUGGGACGCAACUGCAAAAGUUCAUGGGAAGUCACUGAAUUCCGUUCUACUAAAGGGGCCCGAUUUGCUCUCCUCUCUGUUCGAAAUUCUACUCCGUUUUCGCAUUCAUCCUGUUGCAGUAACUGCAGACAUCCGCGAAAUGUUUCAUCAAGUGUUGAUACGUGAAGAAGACCAACGAUACCAAUGCUUCUUUUGGACGGAUGAACAGGGGAAUCUAGCAGUAUACAAAAUGAAAGUAAUGACAUUUGGGGCAUGCUGUUCUCCGAGUAGCGCUCAAUACGUGAAGAACAUAAAUGCAGAACGGUUCAAGAGUGAAUACCCGGCGGCAUACGAGGCCAUCACGAAAUCACACUACGUCGAUGACCUGUUAAUCAGUGUUGCUUCUGAGGACGAAGCCAUACAGAUAGCGAAGGAUGUUAGGCACGUGCAUGCACAAAGCGGGUUCGAGAUUCGAAACUGGAUCAGCAACUCCAGACGGGUAAUGUCAGCACUACAAGAAGUAAACAUGGAGGAGAAAUGUCUUGACCUAUCAUCAGAACUGUCUACAGAGAAGGUCCUAGGUAUGUGGUGGAAUACAACGUCUGACGCAUUCACGUACAAAAUCGGUUGGACUCGUUUUGACGGAGCUCUGUUAAAUGGUCAAAGACGACCUACAAAGCGCGAGGUUCUACGGAUUCUCAUGUCUAUAUUCGAUCCACUUGGACUGAUUGCUCACUUUCUAGCGUACUUGAAAGCCUUACUGCAGGAUAUUUGGCGAUCCCGUAUAGGCUGGGACGAGGAAAUAGAGGAUAAUGCAUUCGCGGAUUGGAUCACUUGGUUGAAAGUUUUGCCAAAAGUCGAGAACGUUCAGAUCGCUCGAUGCUUCAGCGUCAGAUAUCCAUUCACCGAAGCCGAUGAAGUACAACUACAUACUUUUGUAGACGCUGGGAAAAAUGGAAUGGCAACUGUAUGUUUUCUUCGCUUUGUCAAAGAGGGAAAAAUCUACUGUUCACUCGUUACUUCUAAGACCAGGGUUGCACCAUUAAAGCUGACCUCGAUCCCUCGAAUGGAGUUGCAAGCAGCAAUUAUAGGGACACGUCUCGCUCGAACGGUUGUUGAAACGCUUCGUAUACGCAUCACGAAUAAGUUCUAUUGGUCGGACUCAAGAGAUGUUUUGUGUUGGAUCAACUCCGACCAUAGACGAUACACGCAAUUUGUUGGAUUCAGAGUAACGGAGAUCUUGGAAGCUACAGAAGCACACGAAUGGCGAUAUGUACCAAGCAAGCUGAACGUUGCUGAUGAUGGCACGAAGUGGGAUGCGAAACCUGAUUUGUCCCUGGAGAGUAGGUGGUUUAAUGGACCUGACUUCCUAUGGACGGCUGAAGACAUGUGGCCUAAGUCAAACAUCAGAAGCAAAUCCACAGACGCUGAACUCGUAGCAAGCCUUGCUGUUCACCUCAAAUUCUUGGAACCAGUUGUCUGCGUCGAAGACUUUUCGGACUGGGAGCGAUUGAGAAAUAUAAUUGCAUGGGUACUGCGGUUCCCAACAAAUUGCCGAUUCAAAAAACGGCAACAGCCAACAAUCAGAGGCCCUCUCGUCGAAAGUGAACUACGCGCCGCUGAAGCAUACUUGAUCCGUCUCGCGCAGCAAGAAUGUUUCCCCGAGGAGUUCUCCAUCCUACAAAACUCAUCACAAAAUGGAGGGAGCAUAACGACGCUUCCGAGAUCAAGUUCGUUGUAUAAAAUGACUCCAUGGCUGGAUGAACGCGGUAUUAUCCGAAUGAGAACCCGUAUCGCAGCCUGCCAAUACGCUACUGAAGACGCGAAGAAACCCAUUAUUCUACCACGCAAACACCACGUCACUACCCUUAUAAUAUCGCAUUACCACAAUAAAUACCACCAUCAAAACCACGAAACGGUGAUAAACGAAUUACGACAGAAAUACCAAAUCGGUCGCAUACGCUCGUGCUUUAACCAAUCACGCAAAAAUUGCCAAAGAUGCAAGGUCGAACAUGCAAUACCAAACCCUCCACUAAUGGCAGAUCUACCUCCUGGACGUCUAGCAGCAUUCUCGCGUCCAUUCACGCACACGGGAAUCGAUUACUUCGGUCCAAUUGAAGUUGUGAUUGGUAGGAGAGUUGAGAAACGCUGGGGUGUACUAGCCACCUGUUUGACCGUUAGGGCGAUACAUAUUGAAGUGGUUCACUCCCUGACCACUAGUUCCUGCAUCAUGGCAAUCCGCAAUUUCGUCGCCCGACGUGGUCAACCCCGAAAAUUCUACAGCGACCGGGGAACCAAUUUCGUCGGAGCGGACCGCGAACUAAAGAAAAAUGAAAAGUUAAUCGAUCAUGACGAGAUCAUGAAAGAAUUCAAUAGCUCUGAAACUGAUUGGGUGUUUAACCCACCACUUGCACCGCACAUGGGGGGAAGCUGGGAGCGGCUAAUUCGUACAGUGAAGAACAACCUGAUGGCCGUCUGCACAACGAAGAAACCGACUGAUGAAGUCCUUCGAAACACCUUAAUCGAGAUAGAAAACGUAGUCAAUUCCCGACCACUAACUCACGUACCGACAGAUGACGACUCUGCUCCUGCGCUCACGCCGAACCAUUUCCUUCUCGGUUCAUCCAACGGGAGCAAGCCACUUGUCACCAACAAUGAUUGUGGUCUCAUCCUGAAGCAGAACUGGUGUACCUCGCAAAUCCUGGCUAAUCUCUUUUGGAGGCGGUGGCUUACCGAUUAUUUGCCUGAAGUUACUCGUCGAUCCAAAUGGUUCCAGUCUGUGAAGCCCAUCGCCACGGGUAAUAUCGUGAUCAUCGUUGACCCCAAGAUGCCUCGAAGCUGCUGGCCGAGAGGAAGAGUCAUCAAUACAAAUCCUGGAAGGGACGGACAAGUCCGGUCUGCGACCGUACAAACUGCCACUGGUAUCUACGAACGGCCGGUCGCCAAGUUAGCGGUGCUAGAUGUUCAGCGCGUCGAGUCGUAA
Molecule: messenger RNA, 4983 nt
Organism: Toxorhynchites rutilus septentrionalis
Lineage: Eukaryota; Metazoa; Arthropoda; Insecta; Diptera; Culicidae
Exons: 1
Coding region: 1-4983 (1660 amino acids)
Biological process (GO): DNA integration
Molecular function (GO): nucleic acid binding
Source: RefSeq, a predicted model, not a curated record